This is a messenger RNA of Chaetomium strumarium, 4927 nucleotides long. RefSeq names its product TRAPP II complex. Bases 247 to 4617 code for a protein of 1456 amino acids. Lineage: Eukaryota; Fungi; Ascomycota; Sordariomycetes; Sordariales; Chaetomiaceae. Gene Ontology annotation, cellular component: trans-Golgi network. The transcript is spliced from 2 exons. The record is from RefSeq and is a predicted model, not a curated record.
GACAUCUCACGUUGCACGGACACUCUUAUCACGCAUCACAGGGUUGAAACAAAGCGGCGCUGCGCCCUCGCACUCGAACCGGCACCUGCGGCACUGGGGACAUUCGGUUCAUACAGAAAAGGCAGUGGGCGCGUCUUUGGAAGCAGCGCUGCCGCUUGCGGUCAACAUGUUCCUGCCCCUGAUUUGACCGUCUCUCCCUGAUUCCUAGCGCGACUUCGACUCGUCGGAGAUGAACGGCGGCCAACGAUGAUUCUCGACCCUCUUCUGCCCGUCGCCCCGGCGAGGGUCAGAGCAUUGGUCCUGCCCAUCGGCCACAUCAAACACGAGCGCUUCACCGCCUUCGUCGACCGCCUCAAUGCCGAGAGUGUCGUCUUCCUCCGCGAUGUCAGCCCCGAUGGCCGUCCACACAGGAACAUGUUCUCGCCCCUCGCAUUCCCGGACGGCGCCAUGUUCUACGACCUCAUGACGCAUCAUCCGCCGCCGUCGCACCUCUCCCUCUCGCCGUUCGAUCUCUUCCGCGAGCCUCUCGCCGUAAUCGCCGUGGCGGACGGAGCUGAACUGCCCAACGUUGUCUUUAGCAAGAGGCACUCAAGUGGCAAGACUGUCGAGGAAGCAAACAUCCGGACACUGUACCAGGACCUGGAGGAUCUGAGAGAUCGGUACCCCAAGGUUCUGGCCCACCAGGUGUUAAUAUUCGACUACCAACCGGCCAAUGAAGAGCCCGUGCCGAUACCCGAGGGCAUCAUUACCAUCCCCCCUCCCGAACAGCUCAAGCGAACCACGAUGAAGACGGUCAUGUGCGACAUCUCCGCCCUGAUCCUGGCCGAGAUGACCACUCUGGCCAAGUCCUACGAGGGUAUGUCUUUCAUAGACUCUCCAGGACAGUCUUCAGCCCGUCAGCACGGCGCCGAAGAGACUGCCGCCUUCUCUAGGCGAAACUCGCAGUUCUCGUUGCCCGUGAACCGGUCGAGUUCUACAAGUGGAUUACCGGACAGGGGCCACCACGCGCGCAUGUCCAUGCCGCCCGUAGUCAACUCAAAGGGGCAACCGUUUACCUCGACUAGUUCCAGCUCCACUCCACUUCGGCCCUCAACACCUCUCAGCAGCAACAAGCCUCUCCCAUCGCCGCCCUCCACCUUCGAUAGCAUCAUUGGGCCCAUGGAAGCCCCAACGAGCCCCGAACAGAGCGGCCAUUCAAGACCGGAUGUGGUUGACGGGUUUAGAACGCAAAGCCAAGACCGCGUCUCGGUUCAAGGCUUUGGCUCCGGCGGUCUCAACGACCGGUGGCGGAGCAAGGGAAGGUGCCGGGUCCAGGUCGUAGUUGGAUCGCUCUAUCUCCAGGCUGGCCUGUGGAGCAACGCGCUCAAGGAGCUCGCCGAUGCAGCAACUGUGGCAAAGUCGAUUAAUGACCAUCUCUGGCACGGGAAAGCCCUAGAGCUGGCCCUCGUCUGCCUCUUGCUGCUGGGCUGGGCAGGUAUCGAGUUUCAGGUCCCCACCGUGAUGCUUCCGCCGCACGACAAGAGUUCGAGCAUCGCUACUGCGAUCCAGGAAGCCGAAGCGCGAGAUUCAAACCAACCUCGAUGGCUGCGGAACCUCCAGGUGCACAUGCCGGAAUUGCUCGAUCGCAUCACCGGCCUCUACUCGAGAAUAUCGGCCGAGCACUUACCCCCUCUGCCCUUUUCCGAGACCAUCAUCAGGUUCUGUAGGAUGCAGGCCGCCAUACACACCGCCAAUGGUAGGCUCUGUCCCGAGUCUUUGGACAUGAUUGUCUUUGGUCGUCCACCAAAGACACCACUUACCACGUCGCCUCGCUUCAACAUCCAGCCUACCCGGACGCAGAUCGUCACGACGCUGUUCAGAGCGUUUCCGGCAUCCUCCUCCGAGCUCCUUACCACCAUCGACCGAGUCGUCAUCCUCAGCGGGAUAGCGUCGCUGCUGGGGCAUCUCGGCUUUCAGAGGAAGAAGGCCAUGGUUAUUAGGGAAGUGGUCUCGGUCCUCGUGGGCGGCUUAGUCGAGGCCCGCACGAGAGGCGCGGCUGAUGUUGGCAUCCAUCCGGCUGCGGGGCUGGCCGGACUCAACGGCGCCAGUGCUCGGGAAGGGGCCGGUGGUGCUUUGGAACUUGCCGAGGGAGACAUCGAGCACGGCAUCGGGCCCUUCCUGGGGCUGUUGCUCAAGACGUACGGAGUCGUUACCGGCAACGCGACAGGGAAACCGGAAGACGACUGUGAUGAGGCCGUCAUGACGCGGAUCCAGAAGCAGUCCGCCGCAAGGUUCUUUGGUAUGCAAGGGGUCAAACUCGACAUCCUCCGGGCCUGCAUCAACUUCUCAGAGGCUUUGCCGGACUUUGCAGGAGUAUUGAAAUACUCGAGCGACCUGCUUCGCACGGCUGGCAGCGGCAUUGCCCCUGGCCCGCGAAGGGAAAAUGCCUACCCUUCCAUCACGAGGGAGGAGCAGGCCCGCCUGGUCAGCAACAUCCUGAAGACAUCGAAUCUGUCUCUCCGCUUGGGAAUGGGACCCUUGACGGCCGAGUACUGGGAUGAGUUCCUCGUCCGAGGCAUCACGCUGGAGGCGCUACCGCCGACGAGGACGCCCGUUCAUCAUGCCAAGACGGUUCUUCCGGGAAUAACGACAGCCAGGAGUUCCCAAGAUGUUGACCCCUUUAUUUACAACCCCUUUUUGAAGCGGCCCGACACAGCGACGGUCGACCGCACACUGGUAGCCGGCGAACCGGCGAACUUUAGACUGACUCUCCAGAACCCGUACGAGAUCGAAGUCGAGCUGGAGAGUAUCCGGCUUGACACGGACGGGGUUGAAUUUGAAUCCGCGGUGGAGGCUACCGUCAUUGGGCCCUACCGGACGCAGAUCAUGAGGAUCUCGGGGACGCCAAAAGGUGCAGGCACAGUCAAGGUCACGGGCGCCAUGGUCAAGGUGCGGGGGUGCCGGGAGAGAAGGUUCCCUAUCUUCGCGGAUCCCUGGGCACCUGAGGAUGAGGUCAGGAUCAAGGCGAUCGGGCUGGGCGCACUCGAUGUAAAUGCUGCGGCUGUGUCACCAGCUAUCCAGCGUCUAAAGCCGGAACACAUCGAGCUCAACGUCAUUGCCCCGCAGCCUGUCGUGGUCGUGAAGUCGUCGACGCUUCCCCAGUCGUCCGUCAUGAUCCUGGAGGGGGAGCGGCAAUGCUUCUCGGUCACGCUACAGAACCUCUCUCCCACAACACCCGUGGAUUUCUUGCUCUUCUCCUUCAAAGACUCGACCCAGGAGCCCUUACAGUUGGCGCUGAACAACCGCGAUGCAACGGCUUCCGAACUCUACGAGUACGAGCUCGUGCUUGCUAAGAAACACCCGCUUCGGCUGCGGAACCGUGAUAAUAGCAAGCGGUUUAUUCCUCCAGGUGGAACGGCUACCUUUGACUUCGAGAUCCUUGGGAGACCGGGUCUUACGCACGGGCUCAUCCAGGUGGACUACGCGCACCUUGGUAUGCCGCACGAUGAGGUGGCUGAGAAGUUCUACACGCGCCAAGUGUCGAUGGAACUCACCGUCACUGUCAACGCCAGCGUCGAGAUCACGCGGGUGGAUGUGCUCCCGCUCACCAGCAGCAUCCCUGCGCCACUGUGGUCCCGCGUCACCCGCCAUCAGACAGAUCCGUCGUCUGAACUCACACCAGACACUCACUGCCUUUUGCUCCUCGACCUCCGUAAUUCCUGGCCAAGCCAAAUGGCCAUUACCCUCACGUCUUCCGACGGUGCGCAAGUCGAGGAGCAAAUCCUGCCUGGCAACACCUCCCGGCUCGUCCUUCCCAUCAGGCGCGUCUACCUCGAAGACCCACACGCCUUCAUACCGGCCCUCAACCCAGCCCGCCAGCGCCAGUUCGUCGUCAGCACCAAGAUCUCGCCGGAGGUUGAGCGCGCCAGCCGCGAAGCCUUCUGGUACCGCGAGAAGGUCCUCGACACGCUGAGCGCCACAUGGCGUACCGCCCCCUCCGGCAACCACCACCACCGGCGAUCCGGCGAGAUCGAGGUGCGCGCCGUACGGCUCACUGCCCGCAUGAUCGAAGCCAUCAAGAUCGACGAUGUCGACAUCGACCUCGCCGUGGUGGACCCGGCCACAGGCGAGGCCCUGAGCAGUGGCGGCAAUGACUCGGGCCGAUACCUGGUCGCCGUUGACGAGUUCCUCCAGUUGCGCGUGCGCGUGACCAACCGCUCCGCGCGCCCCGUCUACCCCCUGCUCCGGCUCACGCCGGCGCUGUGCCACCGGCCGUUCAACGUGUCUCUCGACUUCACGCGCAAGAUGGCCAAGUUCGCGUGGAACGGCAACCUGCAGCAGGCGCUACCCCUGCUGCCCGGGAACGGCGGCACGGAGGAGGUGGCCAUGGGCAUCACGGCGCUGUGCAGGGGCGAGUUUGAGAUUGCGGCGAGCGUGGAGGAGACCAGGUUAUGGGUCGAUCCGGACGAGCGGGCGAGGGAGGAGAGGGAGAAGGAGGAGGAGGCCAGGCGUAAGGGCGGCAAGUCCGAGGCCGAGGCGCAGGUUAUGAUCUUGGGUGCCGCGCUCGGCAAGAGGGAGCGCAGGGUGUGGCAUGCCAGGCGGCCUUGUCGGUUGGUUGUUAGAGAUCGGGUGGGCUAGAGAGAGGACGGGGUUUAGGGUUUGUAUGGAUGGGAGAGGGGCGAGUGUGUUUGAAUGAGUAUAAUUCAUGCAUUGGUUGGGGUUGGUUGGAUAAUGCAUCCGACGGGACUGCCUUGAAUUACAAUGCUCAUUGAGUGAUGUUAUUCCACAGCUCGGCCCCUGUUUGUUUCAUCCGGUGUUGAAUCAGGUAGGUAAACUAUGUUGAGUACUAUGGGGAGAGGAACGUUAGGUCCGGGGUUAGGGUUGUCUAUGAGGACGGCAAAGACCGGCUUAUGCUUUUUGCUCUUUUACACAGUAGAUGAAAAGGCUC